AUGGUCGACGCAGUCUACUUCUACCCCCCAAUCCACCAAGCCUACUUCUUCAGCGGCCUCCGCUACGCCCGCAUCAAAUUCACCCCGGGAACCAGCCACGAAGAAAUAACCUACGGCCCUCGCCGUAUCGUCGAGCACUGGCCAUCACUAGCCUCAAUCGGCUUUGGCAGAAUCUCUGCCGUCCUCCCCAUCGACGGCAAGCCCGAGGAGGCCUACUUUUUCUCCGGCGCCCGCGUCGCACACAUCAAGUUCGACUACGAGUCCUACACCGACAGCGUGCUCGGCGGUCCGUGGACGAUCGCCGACAAAUUCAAGAGUCUGCGCACGCCUGAGUUCGGUACGAUUGACGCCGCGAUCCCGGUCCCCGGUCACCCCGGCCAGGCCUAUUUCUUCGCGGGUACGAACUAUGCUCGCGUUGAUAUCGUGGGAGACACUGCGGUUGUUGCUUCGAGGGAGAUUACCAGCCACUGGCCUGGUCUGAACAAGGCUGGGUUUGACUCGGUUGAUGCGGCGUUUCCCCAGCCCGGAAGCGAAGAUGGGGUCGCGUAUUUCUUUAAGGGCGAUAAGUAUGUGAAGAUUAAGGUCGUCGCUGGUGAGCCCGAUGAGAUCACUGGAAGACGCUUGAGUGGAUCUAGUGCAGGUGCAUAA
Molecule: messenger RNA, 648 nt
Organism: Aspergillus mulundensis
Lineage: Eukaryota; Fungi; Ascomycota; Eurotiomycetes; Eurotiales; Aspergillaceae
Exons: 2
Coding region: 1-648 (215 amino acids)
Source: RefSeq, a predicted model, not a curated record